Messenger RNA from Staurois parvus, 1113 nucleotides. NCBI's taxonomy places the organism in Eukaryota, Metazoa, Chordata, Amphibia, Anura, Ranidae. The record is from the annotation of a GenBank genome assembly.
GCUGCGUGUCCCUGCGCCCCGAGCCGCCUCCAUAUUAACGAGUCCUCCCAGCCAGCCAUCCCGGGGAGAGCCAUGCCGGGCAUGAUGGACAAAGGCACCGAGUUCCUGGGCAAGAGCCGCUCCAACGGCACCAAGAGCCCGUCCAGCGCCUCCAACGGCCACUACUCCGAGGAGAGCGGGAGCGACGACGAGCACGGCGAUGUGGGUAUGAGGGUGGGAGCCGACUUCCAGGCCCAGAUCCCGGACUACGAGCCCGGGGCUACAAAGUAUACCGAUAAGGACAGCGGAGGGAUGUUGGUGUGGUCUCCUUAUCAUAGUAUAUCAGAUCUGAAGUUGGAUGAGUAUAUUGCAAUUGCAAAAGAAAAACACGGCUACAACGUGGAACAGGCCCUCGGCAUGCUGUUUUGGCACAAGCACAAUAUUGAGAAAUCCCUCGCUGACCUGCCCAACUUUACACCCUUUCCCGAUGAAUGGACGGUGGAAGACAAAGUUCUUUUUGAACAAGCAUUCAGUUUCCACGGGAAGAGUUUCCAUAGGAUUCAACAGAUGCUUCCAGAUAAAACAAUAGCUAGCCUUGUUGUGAAAUACUACUACUCUUGGAAAAAAACACGAUCUCGGACAAGUUUAAUGGACAGACAGGCACGGAAGUUGACCAGUAAAAACAAUGGAGAAAGUGAUGAAGAAGUGGAGCCUGGAAGUCCUAAGGAUGGAAAUGAUAGUGAUUAUGAUCCCAAAAAAGAAGCCAAGAAGGAGGCGACCACGGAAACCUGUAUUCAGCCAGUAAAAGUUGCACUUGGUAGAAGAGAAUACCAAAGUUUGCAGCAUCGACACCACUCUCAGCGGUCCAAAUGCCGGCCUCCAAAGGGCAUGUACAUAAGCAAGGACGAUGUUGUAGCUGUGUCAUGUAGCCCAAAUGCCGCCAAUACUAUUCUUCGGCAACUGGACAUGGAACUAAUAUCAUUAAAGCGUCAGGUUCAGAAUGCUAAGCAGAUAAACAGUGCACUUAAACAGAAGCUGGAUGGCGGAAUAGAGGAGUUCAAACCAGCAGAGGUAAAGCCGACAACCUAUGUCCUCCAUGUUACUCUCUCAGGUUUGAGCUUACUGAAAUUGUAA